AGUUUCGAAAACACCCCCACACACACACUCUCACACUUUACACUCUUCUUCUUCUUCUUCUUCUUCUUCGAUUCAGACUCAUUAAUGUCGUUUUCGUAAAAGGAAAGGAGAAUCGAUACAAUGGCGUCGCGGUUAUCUAUCUUCGUCUUCUUCUUCGCCGCUCUUCUCUCCGGAUUCUCUCUCGCCGAGGAUCCUUCCGUCUUCCACGUCUACGAACUCUCUUACAUCACAGCUUCUCCUCUCGGCGUUCCUCAACAGGUUAUAGCAGUCAACGGAAUAUUCCCAGGCCCCGUUGUAACCGCCACAACAAACUACAACGUCGAAGUCAACGUGUUCAACCGUUUAGACGAGCCUCUUCUACUCACGUGGAACGGGAUCGAGAUGCGGCGUAACUCGUGGCAAGACGGCGUUCUCGGCACCAACUGCCCCAUCCCUCCCCAGUGGAACUUCACUUACAGCUUCCAAGUCAAAGAUCAGAUCGGGAGCUUCUUCUACUUCCCUUCCCUCAACUUCCAGAGAGCCUCCGGUGGUUUCGGUCCGAUCGUAAUCGAUAACCAGGAUCGUAUCCCUCUCCCCUUCGCUAACCCUGACGGCGAGAUCACCUUCAUGAUUGGUGAUUGGUAUACUCACAACCAUACCGUGUUAAGGAGGAGACUUGACUCUGGUGAAGAGCUAGGGAUGCCUGAUGGAGUCCUUAUCAACGGGAAGGGUCCUUACAAGUACGACGCCACCGUACCUGAUGGGAUUCAAUACGAAACUGUCAAUGUUCAUCCAGGGAGAACAUACAGGAUCCGUGUUCACAAUGUUGGUACCUCGACGAGCUUGAACUUGAGGAUUCAGAACCACAAGCUGCUCUUAGUCGAAACCGAGGGUCGUUACACCUCGCAGACGAACUUCUCGGAUUUCGAUAUCCACGUGGGACAGUCUUACUCUUUCUUGGUCACCAUGGACCAGAACGCCUCGAGUGACUACUACGUCGUUGCGAGUGCUAGGUUCGUGAACGAGACGGUGUGGCGGAGAGUCACGGGUGUUGGCAUUCUCCGUUAUUCUAACUCCAAAGGUCCUGCUUCUGGUCCUCUCCCGGUUCCUUCGACCGAUGUUUCUCACCCUUGGUCUGUGAUGCAACAACAGAGAGCCAUAAAGCAAAACACAUCUUCGAGUGGAGCUCGUCCAAAUCCUCAGGGAUCCUAUCACUACGGACAGAUAAAUAUCACAGGCACGUACAUUUUCAGAAGCACUCCUCCGACAAUGAUAAAUGGGUCGCUUCGUGCUACGCUUAACGGGAUUUCGUUUCUGAAUCCAAGCACACCUAUGAGGCUUGCGGAUAAGCAUGGGGUCAAAGGAGUUUAUAAGAUGGAUUUCCCAUCCAGACCUGUUGACAAGAGACCUCCCCGUUUGGAUAGUUCCAUCAUCAACGCAACGUACAGGAGCUUUGUUCAAGUUAUAUUCCAGAACAGUGACACCAAAGUACAGAGCUUCCAUAUUGAUGGAUACUCUUUCUACGUCGUUGCAAUGGACUUUGGUAACUGGACUGAAGACAGGAAAGGUUCUUAUAACAACUGGGAUGCAAUAUCAAGAAGCACAAUAGAGGUAUACCCAGGGGCAUGGACUGCUGUACUAAUGUCACUAGAUAACGCCGGCGUUUGGAAUAUCCGAGUUGAGAAUCUUGACAGAUGGUAUCUUGGUAGGGAAACAUACAUCCGAAUCGUAAACCCCGAGGAGAACGGUAAAACAGAAAUGGGUCCGCCCAAAAAUGUUCUUUACUGUGGUGCUCUCAAGAGCUUGCAGAAGCAACAAGUCCAUAGCUCUGCAUCAUCAAUGGUUAAUGGAAAUUUGAUUCGAAUUUUCAGCUUCGUGAUGGUUCUGCUCGCCUCACUCUGCUGAGUCACUUUCUGAUCUCCCAUUGGUUAGGUCGUAUAACUGUAGGACUCUCUUAUUUUCUUCUUCUUUGAUUUCAUUAAUUAGUUGUUUCUGUAGUCAGAUCUUUUUCUUCAUAACAACUUUAGUUCGUGGGGGUUGUUGGUUUGUGUCUCAAGCAUUGUAAACAACUAAAUGUUUUUUUAUGGGUCUUCCACAUAUUCCUCAUUUUCCUUUAUUUUAUUCACGUUUGUUCAUCCAUA
Raphanus sativus (radish) is the source of this 2120-nucleotide messenger RNA. RefSeq names its product monocopper oxidase-like protein SKS2. Gene Ontology annotation, cellular component: plasma membrane. Gene Ontology annotation, molecular function: oxidoreductase activity; copper ion binding. The record is from RefSeq and is a predicted model, not a curated record. The coding region runs from base 121 to 1884 and encodes 587 amino acids. Lineage: Eukaryota; Viridiplantae; Streptophyta; Magnoliopsida; Brassicales; Brassicaceae. The transcript is spliced from 8 exons.